CCGCGCGCCUCCUCCCCUCCCGCCCCUGGGUGCGUGCCCGCGGAGUGUGUGGUGCGAGCAAGCCUGAGUGUGGCAGUGUUGUCAGCGCGUGGGAGCGAGCGAGCAGGCAGGGAGUCAGAGAAAGUCUGUGUUUGCAGGAGAAGGCUGAUAGCAGCCAGCGCCGCGUCCUCUCUCCCUUUAUAUGUAAAAAUGCAACACGGCGCUUUCUGAGUCUUCGCUUUUAUUGUGCACGAAGGAAAAUAAACAAAAAUAAACCCCCCCCGGACACUUACUCCCGGAGAGAAAUAAAAAUGCUCAAGGACACUCCGAAAGAAGGAAGAAAAAAACCUUUUUGAAGGUCAAAAGAACAGGUGUCUCGCACCAAAAGACUUGAAGGUCACUCUGGGGGAAACAUAAGGGGCGUGGAUCGAUUAGAAAAUCAAAAUACAGAUGGGUACAUCUGUUCAAGGCAGUUCAGAUUCACUCACCCUGGAUGUGGCUCUAGUCUCGGCAGCUGUGGUAAUUUGUCUUGCUGCAAUGGUUGCCAUGUGUGGGAUCUGCAAAUGGUGUCAGCGCAAAUUGGGUAAAAGACACAAGAGCUCUUUGGAAGUGGUCAACACACCAGACUCCAACCGAGGCCGCAAUGAGAAGAAAGCCAUCAAUGAUCUUGACAAAGACUUUUGGAAUAACAAUGACAGCACAGUACAAAAGAAAUGGAGUUCCUACCCUCCAAAGGAGUUCAUUCUAAACAUUUCGCCUUAUGCACCAUAUGGUGACCCACGACUUUCACUCAAUGGCACUCUCAUGUCCGGUAACAAAGCUUCAGUAGCUGAGAAAGAAACACGCACGGCCGAGAAGCAAACCCGCAGCAACAGCAUGAAGAGCAGUGGAUCUUCCAACAGUAAUCGGGGUGAAGCUGCCAAUGGCAAGGUUGGGAAAGGUGGGCGCUGGCACACAGUCCAGACUCUCCUAGCAUCGGGCAAGCUCAACCAAGCUAACUUGGAUGAGCCGACCUUAUCAGCAGCCUCCACAUUAGAGCACAUAUCUACACCACCAGGCGAUCAACAGUCGAAAUGCCCACGACCUCGGACGCUGCAGAGGCAGCAGAGCCUCCAGCAGCCGCUGCAACUGCAUAGACCUGCCCACAGCCAGCCGACCACCAGUCAGAGCCUGGGGCAGCUUCAGUUCCAACAGCAGACAGCCUCCGGCAGCAGGUCUCCCUACAGAGCCCAGCACAGGCCAAGUGGUACGGCAGGCUCACGCAAUCGUACAGCUGGAGGUCGCAGUCGCUCCAAUCCUGGGAGCUGGGAUUACGUGAUGGGACAGCUCCGUAAUCGAGGGUUAGAUAUGAAGUCUUUCCUUGAAGGUCGGAUGGUGGUCCUUUCCCUGAUUAUGGGUUUGACAGAACAAGAUGACUUUGCAAAUAUUCCUGAUCUACAGACCAGCAACAGCCAACAAAACCAAGGCAUGCAGUCAGACAAAAGGUUACCCACUGGAACGAAGCCAGUAAAUACAACUCCUGUGCAAGGGCAGGUCCCUCAGGAUGACUCUGAUGGGAGAACAGAACCUCGCUCUUCUGUCUCGGACCUUGUGAAUUCGCUCACAAGUGAAAUGCUGAUGCUGUCACCGGGUUCUGAGGAUGACCAUGAGGGAAGCUCACGUGAAAACCUGGGCCGGAUUCAAUUCAGCGUCGGCUACAAUUUCCAGGAAUCUACUUUCACCGUAAAAAUAAUGAAAGCAGUAGAGUUGCCAGCGAAGGACUUUAGUGGCACGAGCGACCCAUUUGUUAAAAUCUAUCUGCUACCUGACAAGAAACACAAACUGGAGACAAAGGUGAAAAGAAAGAAUUUAAAUCCGCAUUGGAAUGAGACGUUCCUGUUUGAAGGUUUCCCUUAUGAAAAAGUGGUUCAGCGAGUGCUGUAUCUUCAAGUCCUGGACUAUGAUCGUUUCAGUCGAAAUGAUCCUAUUGGAGAGGUGUCAUUACCUCUAAACAAGGUGGACCUGACACAGACACAGACAUUCUGGAAAGAACUAAAGCCAUGUAGUGAUGGAAGUGGGAGUCGAGGAGAGCUUCUUUUGUCAUUAUGCUACAACCCAACUGCCAAUACAAUCACUGUGAAUAUUAUAAAGGCAAGGAAUCUGAAAGCCAUGGACAUAGGAGGUACAUCAGAUCCAUACGUCAAAGUUUGGCUCAUGUACAAGGAUAAGAAAGUGGAGAAGAAAAAGACAGUUGUGAUGAAGAGAUGUUUAAAUCCCAUCUUCAAUGAGAGUUUCGUGUUUGAUGUACCGACAGAGAUAUUGCGAGAGACAACUAUCAUCAUUACUGUGAUGGACAAAGACAAACUGAGCAGGAAUGAUGUUAUUGGAAAGAUAUACUUGUCUUGGAAGAGUGGGCCUGGAGAAGUCAAGCAUUGGAAGGAUAUGAUUGGGCGGCCGCGACAUGCUGUGGCUCAGUGGCACCAACUCAAGGCAUGAUUAUUCAUCAAACCAAAAAAGAGGGGAAAACAUCUGAUUAAUCCUGACAUUUUAAGUAUGCACAAUGAAACACGUGGACUGAAAUCACAGAUCACUCAGUCAACACUCUGGGAGCCCAGCAGCCAAUCCAUAUGCCAUGGACUGAAUAGCAUUGAGCUGCCAGCAACAUUUCUUUUCAGCCAAGAGAUCAUAUCAACCCAGUGCUUCAACAUUCCUCCCCUCCCCUCUUAUAAAUCCCCACAUAAUUUGGUAGUGGCACAAUUCAUUCUGUGUCUGAGGAGUCUGUGGCCAGUUGUCACGUGGCUUAGAUUUUAGUUUUUAUUUCAUGUGACAAAAAAAAGAACCGUUCUUCCAGUGGUAAAGGAAGUUGCAGCAUCGAAAAAAAAAACUUGUAUCUUUUUCUGGAAUGAGCUGACAUUUGUAGUAUUCUGGUGCAGGUGUAGAUGCUAGCAGUUGUUUAUUUAUCUGAGUCAACACAAUGAGAGGGAGGAAAAUGAGAAAAGCAGGAACUUAAAAUCUGUCUGUGUUUGUGUGUCUGUAAUUAUAGAAAGUGUGUUUUUGUGCACACAAUGUAAGUACUCAGCCAUGCCCUUAAUGUGUGGGUGAUUUUCUCUGCACUUUUUAAAAUGCACAGUUUGGUUAUGAAAAAUAAGAUGUUAAUGGAUUUUGGAUUUUUAGAGGUGGUUUUUAAGUGGACAGUGUCUGGUUUACUCAGUAUUUUAACUUAGCUCUUCUUUAUCCAGGGCUUACAGAAUUACUAUACCGCAGCAAGCGAAAAUUCUAUAGUUUUACAUACAGUAUUGGCCUGGAAUUCCUAAAGAAAACUGACAGCAAAUGUAAAAUACUGUCAAAUUUCGAAAAAUUCUGUACUGUAACACUGUAGGUCACUUCCAUGCAAAUCCUGUGUAGUUUUGCAUUAUGGUCAGGUACAUUUAAAAUAAUAUUGUUGUGUGGUAAACAAUAUAGCUGCAGUUGGUAUAUUUGACACAGUUUAAUUAGAGUGGAGGUUUUAAGGACAUUGAACAGGCAUCUGGUGUCCUUGAUAAAGCCAUUUUCUUGUCUCAUUUAAAAUUUGUUGCUAAAUGAACUUCUCCCAGUCAGAUUAAUAGUGGUAGGUUUAGAAAUAAAACAAAUUGUUGGAGAGAGACAGCAGGUCAGGUAGCAUCAGUAGAGGGGGGGAAAAAAAGCAGUGAAUGUUUCAAGUCGAGUGACCUCUCGUCAGAAUGUUAACUCUAUUUACUCUAUACAGGCACUGCCUAAUCUGCUGUGUUUCUCCAGAGCGCUCUGUUUUGUUUCAGAUUUUCAUGAUCCGCAGGUCUUUUUGUUUGUUAAAGAUUGAGACGCAGUUUUGCAACUAAGGGGAAUAUAAGACUUGUAUGAGAAUGUGAUGUCUAGUAUUACAUCUUGUAUUGAGAUUGUUAGUAGUUAAUUGCAACUUAAAUAUCUAGAGAAACAAACCAGCCUAGACAACAGAACAGCACAAUAAAAGCCAAGACUGGAGAAUUAAAUAAGGCGAUAGAUCAUGGGGUCACACCUCCAGUUUCUCAGGCAUUGUGUUCUCAGUUUAAGCCAUGUUAUUAUAGAGUGAUGACAGACAGAAGACAAGUUGGAGUCUCUUUGCUUAGCUACUAUUGAACACCUGCUUAAAAAGCAACUUUUUCAAUCAGCCUGGUGUCUGAGGUAAAGGUGAUCUCCAUUUUCCACUUGAUUGUGUGAAUUUUGUUUUCCUUAACAUGAGUGUUUUAGUGCUGAGGAAUGGAAAUCAUUUUCAUUUUGGAAAUCCAACGUCCUGUGUCAUGAAGGUGCUAGUCGGCUACAAUAUUGUUAGACUGCAAGUAAAUGCUCAAUGUGUGUCGACAAUGACCUUAGAGGAACACCCUAAACUGCGAGCAAAAAAAAAUCCAUAAUUUGUGGAUUCACACUGGCAUGCUCCUUUUUGUGGACCUUCUUUGGGUUUGCCAAUUUGAUGCCCCAUAUUAUACAGAGUCUGUGCUUUCAUCCCAUGCCAGUAAGAUAAAAAUUGCCUAAUCUCAUUUCACAUUGGAUCCUUAAACAAGUAUAUUAGAGAGAUUUCUAUCUCUGACCUUUAUUUCAAUCCAGGACCAUGAUGAAGAACCAACAUUUAACUAUCUGUAUUACCUAUUUUUCAUUUUCACUCAUUCCAUUUAGUUGUGGUUUCCUUAAUUUUGAAUCAAACAGUUAAGUUUCCUAUUUGCACAUUUCUGAGAUGGAAUUUCAGCUAUUGAAUAUGGGGAAAAUGCAAGCAUAUAAACUAAACUCUAUCUAUCCAUUCAGCUCAAUGGUCAGAAGAUUCGUGAGAUGUGUUGUUAUCAUCUCCUGCUAUGUGAAUUUAUAGGUAAGGAGUACACAUGCAGAAAGCAUUCUUGCUAGGUUCACAAUAUUAGUUCUUGAUUUGCUUUAAACGUGAUGUUGGCCACCUCAAUCUAUUAAAGUAUCAAGUUUAUUAUGCUCUUCAAUACUCUAUCCAAAUUCCAGUCAGCAAUCUUACAGUUUUUAAUGUGCUAUUUCUAGAUGUCUAUUUGAAUUUAUGCUCAGAAAUAGAUUUCACUAAAAUGUAGAAAACUGACCAUGUACCCCAAAUCUCACAACAUAAGCUAACACACCUGUCUGUUGGGAACUGGUAAUUCAGCAUAACACUGCUUUUUCUCACAUUGUGUUUCAGAUAGAGGGAAAUGGACCAAGGUAGCUAGAAAGCUAACACAUCUGCUGGACAGAUUCUAAUUGUAUCACUGGCCUUCACGUCUAGCCAUAUUUAACCUAGGCCAACCCAGUAGCAUUCUGGGGAGGGAAGCAAAGAUACAUGUUGAUAAAUUAACAUUAACUAAUAUUCUGGGAAGAUUUAGGAAAAGAAUCUAGAAAGUUCAUACAGACUAAAACAACGCAUCUAUCUGGUAUUAGAGUUAUAGAUCUUCUCUCUACUUUGUCCAAUGUUUGAAUCAUUCAGCUUGUCAAAAAGAAUGAGAAAAGCAAUGAGUAAUUCAACAUACUGGGAAAGAGAUGAAAUGUAGAAGAAAUUCAGUCUAUGUAUCCUAGCAUAAAGAUAAUUAAAGUGAAAUAUUAAUGAAGCGUAAUAAAGCAUUAAUUUGGUUGUAGAAUUUUCCUUCCCAUCAAACAAAUUAGCUUGGGACUUUUACAAAGUAUGUAUCUCUACUAUUUACCCACUAGAUUGAUCCAAAAAAUUAUCAUUCUUUGUGUGGAAAUUCCUGUAUUAUCUGUUUCAGAGUACUUUUUCACUAAGUUACGUCUGGGGACCCCGGUUUGAAUUCUGCCACAGCAGAUGUUGGAAUUUGAAUUCAAAUCUAAAACCUAGAAUUAAGAAUGAUGACCAUUAAAACCACUGUCGAUUGUCAGAAAGAACCAUCUGGUUUGCAAAUGUCCUUAUCUGGUCUAGCCUACAUGUGACUCCAGACCCACAGCAAUAAAUGCUGAUCUAGCUGGUGACACCUUGUCCUGUGAAUGAAUUUUUUAAAAAAAAUUCCCUCAACUAAGUCAUCAGUAUGAUUCCUCAUCAAUUAUCUUCUGUUCUUCUGUCAAGGAUUUAGAAAUUAAUUUUUAAACCCUUUCCUCCAAUCUCAUUCCCUAUCUGAAUCUGGAAUAAUUUUUAUUGGCCUCAUCUCCAAAGCUGCAUUUUUCUUUUAUGAUGUGCCAACAAUGGUUAUAGUUCUAUAAUGCCCUAUGAAUAAUCGUUAUAGUUACUCUUCAGGCUAUUCUGGCAUCAAAUCAAAGGUUAAACUUAAGUGGUGAAUCUUGACCGAACAUUUUAUGUCUACUGAUAACUUCAUAUUUUGGAGAUAGGCAGGCUUUAUCAAAACUCAAAGAUGAUUUGGGCAGAUUUGAGUCACUUAGAAAUUUUAUUCAUCAAUAUAUCAACAGCUUUUUAAGUUGUCGCAUUUAAGAUUUCAAUGUUGAAUAUACUUUGAAAACAAUUGCAUUUUAAUCGAUAUUGAAUUGUCUUUAAUCAAUAGUACCUGAUCCUACUUUGUAAACCAGACAAAAGUACUAUAUUAAAUUAUAGUAAGAUUGAAAAGGAUGAGUUCAAGUGCUUGUACUAAAAUGAAGAACAUAAAUUAUGCACAGUUGCAGAAGCCUAACCAAUUAAUCCAUUUCUUACAACAGACUCAGUAUGGGCUCAUUCUAAUGUAUUUGAAAAGACAAUUUACUCAAAGUAGUGGACAAAACAUCCACAGAGAAAACUGAAAUGAUAUUCUGACCCUGAUCGAUUUUCAAAGAUGAUAUUCCCAUGAUCACAACUUAAUAGAAACACUGUCUUUCCAUACUGUAUUCGAUCAUCUAUGGUGGCAAUUUAACCAUCAAAUCCUAUUCCUAGUCAAAAAUUCAUCUAACUCUUAUUGUAAAGGUGCUAAUCAAUGCAGGCUGUCACCGAAUGUAACCAGCUCCAUUCUAGAAAACUGCCGCUCUGUUAGGAAAUAUACAUUUUUCCAUUCUGUUGAUUUUGGCUUUAGUGUCUUUUUAAUAGUAGAUAUUGUUGGUUCCUCCCCGACCCUCAACAUUUUUACCCAAUGAGAACCCAUGCCUUCUCGGGGAAACUAAUAUGCCCUGGGUACAUCAAUCAAGCCUUGUCAUUUGAAAACCUUUCUCUUUUUUUAGGUGUUUUUUUUUACAAUGAUUGCAGGUGUAAGUUUUGGUUUCUAGGUUUUUCUUUGUACCCUGUCUCCUGCGUCAAGAUUAAUUUAAGGGAAGGAUGAUAUAAAUUUAACAUUGUCUUCUGAAUUCUUGCUAAUGACUGAAAGUCUGAUGACAACUUCAUUUGAUGAAAAAUUUUGAGGAGAGUUAGUUGUACUUUUACACAGGCAGCUGGGACAGUACUGUUGCUGGAAAAUCUGUAUAACAGAUUUUGAAAUGCAGCCUGUACAUUUAAAUUCAAGUCCCAAUCAAACAUAAAUCUGCAUAUCUGUGGUUUAAGAAAUUGGCCCUCAAAUCAUUACAACGUGGCAGCAGAAUUGAAAUUUGAACGUUCUUGAUGUUGGUACUGAAUUUAGUUAGUCAAUCUAGUUCAGUGUAAGUUUAAUAUAUGUGGAAGUAUGUGAUAUAAAACUGCAGCUGUAGAAAUAGAAAAACAAACCAUCUGUUUUAAUUGAUACUUUAGUCUCAAUGUUAUGCUAUGUAUAUUUGCCCAAUGGAUUGCAACAGUACAAGAAAGCAGGGUGUCAUUAUGGAUUGGUAAAACUGCUGGCCUAGCCAAUGAACCCAACAUCAUCUAAAUGAAUUAGCAAAAACAUUUUGGUGACAUACAGCAGUCUUGAUUUAAUAAAAUUGAGUCAGCAAGAUUGCACAGGAUUUAUUUGGUGUAGAAUUCCUUAAGAACAGAUGACAUAAUGACCAUCAUAAUGUCAACUAAAUACUUUUCCUCAUCACUUUAACUUCUUCCCAAUCCUGUCUUGUUCCAGAAUGGCUUUGGCAUAAUUUGAUGUAAAUGUGGUUCAGUUUAUCAAUAAUUAACAUUGAUAUGUCCCCAUUCCUUAUACUGCCUUUGUUGUCCCCGGAGCAAAGGUCAGCACAAUUUGCAGAUUGUAAAUAUAAUCCAGCCCUAGGUAUUUGAAUUUUUUUUGUCUUUUUAUCAAGUCUUUGAACGUUUAAUUUCUGAAGGUAAAAACAAAUUGUGGGCAAAAUAUGUAAAUUUGAAAAAAAAGUGCUAAUUUUUCUUCCCAUCCUCCCUGAGCAAAAUUUGUGAAGUAUAGAAGAGAGGGAACAAAGGAAUAGAAUGCUAUACUGUUAGAAUUUGCCAAAGUAGGCCAGAGGCUAUUGUGGAAUUUAAACACCAGCAUAGACCACUUGCGCCGAAUGGCCUGUUUUAGUGCAGUAAAUUUUGUGCACAUCUGGACAAUAACUUCCCUGUAGCCCAGAAAUACAUCUAUAUAGCACCUUUCAUGAGCUCAGGACAUUGCAACAAAUGCUGUUGCAGUGUAGUUGCUGUUUAUAAAAUUUAGAAUGCAGCAGCCAAUCAGCACAAAAUGUUACUAGAAAAAACAUUAAAAUAAAUGUUGACCAGGACACCAGGAGAAGACUCCUUCUCUUUGACUACUGCCAUAGGAUCUUUUACCUCUACCUGAGAGGGCAGAAGGAGCCUCAAUUUAACUGAAUGACAGUGACUCCAACAAUGCAAUACUCCCUCCAUGAUGAUGCUACCACUGAGCCACAGCUGACAUCUCGGCACAAAUGAUGGAUUAUUACCUGGAAAUGUCCCAGUUUGUAGCUCAGUAAUAUAGUGAGCCAUGUAUUUAUUGACUGCAACAUUGCAAUUCACCAAUUCAUUUUGCAGGAAAUAUUUCUAUACUGCCUGAGUAAAUCAUUUUCACUCAGGGUUACAUAUAAUCACAUCUCUUGCAGUUGGUUGCAGUGCAGAGUUUGAAGCUGCUUUAAACCCAGUUGGAUUAGAGAUCAAAAUGGUUGCCUGCAAAAAAUUAGUCAUCAUUCCAACUGUCUACAAUCCUUCAGAUGUCCAUAAAGUGAUAAAUCUUUACUUCCCUUUCCAGUUUAUUUUAAAGAGUCACUGUGGUGAGGCAACCUGUCUCAAAUAAGAGGUGGUCUGUCGAGAAGUAGGGGCCCCCUUAAAAGGAGAGGUAAUCCAAAUUAUAUUGCAGAAGUGAAAGGCCAAUUUAUCACUUCUCAGGUGUGAUACUCUGUUUGUCUGCCAAAUUACUCCAUUGUGUGCAAAAUAUAUGCAUAAUAAAUCAUUUAAAGGUUGAAAUAUAGGUGAAGGCUUCAACACCAUGAAAUGGUGCUAUGUGAUUUUUAUUAUAUAAAUGCAUUACCAUAUGUGUGCAAUUUUCUUGGCCACUAUUUUAACGUAGGUGCAUAGUGUGAUUUCACCUUACAAGGGUAUUCUGUUGGUGUGCCAUUGCUACAUGCGCUGUAUCCCCAGUUUCAUAGGUGAUAUUUUGUUCUGCUGUUUGAGGACAGAUCCAUGGUUUUGUCAACAUAGACAGUACAGACCAGAUAUUGUAAAUUUGUGGUUUUACCUAGUAAUAAUAUCAACUACUGAAUUUUUUUAAAAAUAAUCUACAGUGUUCAAAUAUUAUGUUAGCUAAGAAUAUACAGCUUUGUUCAGGCCAGCCAGUGGAACACUGUUUAACCAUUCUAGCUCAGUAGAUGCUGCUAAGGUUGGCUCACUUGAACUGCCGUUCCACACUGCUCUAUUCGUGGGGAAAUUUCAAUAAUGACGCCCAGUGUGUUCCGAUCCUUCCUCUUUCUCCCAGAUGGAAAAAAAAAUCAAACCAAACAUUCAGCAUAAUGGCUUCAGAGUUACAGUUACACAUGAAAUUUGGGAUUAAUGCCCAAAGUAUGUUACAGAACCAGUCUGCUGAUUCAGUAAUAGGGGAAUGCUAGAAUAUAAUUGUAUUGCUUCAACUGAAUAGACAUGGCUGUUUGAUUUAAAUUGGCUGAACUUCAAGCAAAGUUUUAUGGAACUUCUCACCUACAGUUAGAAAGCAAAUGGAAAAGAAAGUCUCCCAAAAUCAAUUCUUCUCUAAGAAAUGUAUGCAUGAGGCAGAUACACACACAGGAGGCACAUUUCACUGAAUGAUUGGUCUUAGAUCUCUCUCUGCCUCUAGUGGUCAGGUUGAAAUUUAGGACAUGGGAAAACGGAUUCAUUUAAGCUCAUAUUGUGAAGAAAAAUAGCUUACAAAAACAGGAAUUUAAAACAAACUCAAAAUGUGUCAAAUGAUUGUAUAUAGGAAAUUAAUUUCUAAAAAUGGAAACAGAAUUGCAAAAACAAGGUGGUAAAGAACACACAAGCACAAUAUUUUGGGCAUCACAUCAACCAGCUACAGAAUAAUAUUUCUCUACAAAUUCCUGAAAUUAAUGUCCUUUGAAGAUUGGGGACACAAUUAUGAAUGUCAAAGUGUAGCAGGUGAUGUGUUGGGAGUGAUUAACACAUAGGUCAAGUUAUAUCAGCAUUAGGGCCAAAGCUACAUUAAUCAACUCAUUUUGAGCUGACAGAGCAUAGGCAGAUUUCUUAGUCUAGAGUAACGCUUAACCCUGGCAUCCUGGGUCUCUGAAAACUUCCAGUCAAUCCAAAGGGCAGCAAUCUCUUUCAAAGAGACCACCUAGGCCUACUUUUGAUGGAAUCCAGUUGCAAGAAUAGGUGUUCCUAUUUAAUCCUCAUGGAGAAAGGGAGGUUUGAGGAAAGGUUUUGUGGUAAACUUUGAGGCCACCUUGCACAUCAUCCAUGCUUGUGAUUGCUGUCAGGUUUCCCAAGUAGGCAACUAGCCACUUUUCUCAAUUGCUGGGAAGGUAGAGCAUCAGGGAGGUGGUGAGUUGAGGUUUUUAUGUGGCCAUGAAUUGAUCACUUAAGGGCUUAAUUAGUACUGGGUUGAAAAAGCCCUAGUGGAAGUGGACCUUCUUACCCAGAAUGUAGUUGCAAAGGUUGUGGGAACCGAUUGAGUAUCUCUCCAGGACCAAGCAAUAAUUUCCCUUUCUCACCAGCUCUAAGGAUUGAAGAUUCUGCCCCUAGAUCCCUUUACAGUUUUCAAUCAUGAGCGUGACCAUGGCAUUAAACUAGGGAGCAAAUAAAAACUAUAGGAUAUGGAUUCUUGCUGCAUUCAUGGGAAUGCUUGUAAAGUUCUUUCAAAUAAUUAAGGGCAAGUUAAAAAGAAAGCAGAAAAGAAUGCUGACUAUGAUACAAUGCAUGGUUUAUUUGUAUGUAUGGGGAGGAGGGAGAAAUAUAUGUGCGAUGUAAUUUGUGGUAGAUUUGAAAUUAGGUGAUGAAAGCCCAACAAAGAAUGGGAUCACAGCUUUCAACAUAAGCCUUAGUCUUGGUGGAUAAAAAAUCUUGGCAAGUAUCCUAUCCCUUGUGAUCAGGGUCAGGACAGCAGAAACCAGAUUUAUUUUAUGUUUACAUUGAAUGCUAGUUUGGCUGUAAUUGAAGUUUUCAUAUAAAUGAACAUAUGGUUAGGUUUUUACAACUCUGUACAGACUGUUUAAUCUUAAUGCAAGGUAAUGCAGUCCUGAAUUUAUUGCAUUUUUUGGUCCUUUUAAAAAAAUGGACUGGGCGAUUUGACGCUCUUGGGUAAGAUGAAUUAGAGACUGCUAUGGCUUCUUUGUCACAAAUUGCAAUGUAACAUUUUGCCAACUUUGUAUAGGAUAUUCAUGAUACAUAGGUUUAGCUGCCAAGUGGUGGUGGUAUAUUGAUAGAAAACCAGUUCAGACUGGCUGAAGCCAGAUGUGCUUUAUCUAGAUAAUAACAGAGCUUUAUUCUGUUAGUUGACUUCUGAUUGCUCCAAACACAAUGUUUUUUUCAAAAAUUCUGCAGUAUAAUGUAAAUGAAAUAAUAUUUCUUCAUAGUUUGAGCAAUAUUUGAAUACAGAAGCACAUCAACCUGUUGCCGUGGAAAUAGUGUCUGUCUCCAGCCAGUCUUUGUAGAUGAUGUCUUUGAAUUUCUGUUGUCAUCCAGUCUCCUUGUACCGUUCUUUAUCUUCCCCCCCCCACCCAAUAAUCUGACCCAUUUCAGAUUAAACGUGCAGAUGGUACCUCAAAAAAGCUGAUAGAUAAAGAUUGUAAUUUUUAUUGUGUUUGGUAGCGAAUGUAUUUCAUGAAGGUAAAUUAUUUUGUAUGAGAUGACUUCAUCUAUAUUAUGUAUAUGGUAGAGUAUUUCUUUCUGAGAUAAUAUAUUUUGAAACUUUACUCUUUUUUGUGGAAAAAGUCUUAGUUAUGAUUAAUAAACAGUAGGAAAGCA
Stegostoma tigrinum is the source of this 12169-nucleotide messenger RNA. RefSeq names its product synaptotagmin-7-like. Gene Ontology annotation, biological process: calcium-ion regulated exocytosis; regulation of dopamine secretion; vesicle fusion. Gene Ontology annotation, molecular function: SNARE binding; phosphatidylserine binding; calcium ion binding. Lineage: Eukaryota; Metazoa; Chordata; Chondrichthyes; Orectolobiformes; Stegostomatidae. Gene Ontology annotation, cellular component: axon; synapse; synaptic vesicle. The coding region runs from base 430 to 2454 and encodes 674 amino acids. The record is from RefSeq and is a predicted model, not a curated record. The transcript is spliced from 15 exons.